GUCUACCAGAAAAAAAAUAAAAGGAAUCUAGCUUGAUCAUUCCAACAAAGCAUUUCCUUCCAUAAAUCGUAAAUAUAUCGCAAGAAGGCUUAUCAAGGAUUCAACAGUCCACAAAUUCCAAUCCCACACGGAAUUCUCGUUCCGAUCUCAUUUAAAACAAGAACUUACCUCGGCUCGCACACAAAGCAAGCUCUCCCUCUCAUAGGCUUUUGAUCCUCUCUGUGUCUUGAAGAGAAGGAAGAAGAUAUCAUGGGAGUUAUGAGGCAGCUUGCUGUCCUUCUGACUGUUGUGGUCGUGAUAACAACAUUCACAACCAGAUCAGAGGGUGCUUUGCCGACGAACAUCUUGGAAAAAGUUCUGAUGGUAAACAAGAAGGGCCCUUUUUUGGGCCUUGUGGUGCCAAAUUCCUUUGAGAUGAGCCCUCUCCUACAGUCUUCCAAAUUUGUCCGGAGCAAGAGGCUGCCAUGCUUGGAUUUUGGAGGGAGGAGGUUCCGAUUUGGAAGGGUAGAGAAGGAGAAGGUGAUUAUUGUAAUGACGGGAUUGAGCAUGCUUAAUGCCGGCAUAAGCACUCAGCUGCUGCUGACUCUAUUUGAUGUGAAGGGAGUGGUGCACUUCGGUGUCGCUGGAAAUGCUAAUCCCGACCUCCAGAUCGGAGACGUAACUAUUCCCAAGUAUUGGGCUCACACCGGCCUCUGGAAUUGGCAGAGGUUUGGAGAUGGGCCUAAUGCUGAGCUAUCCUUCGAAUCCAGUGGUGACUAUACAAGGACAAUUGGACAUCUGAACUUUUCAGAUUUCGACAUAAAUAAAAAUGAUAAAAAUUUUGGGAAUUCUUUGAACAGUGUGUGGUACCAGCCAGAGGAGGUCUUUCCAGUAAGUGGAGUGCCUGAAGUUAGAGAGCGUGCCUUUUGGGUUUCUGUUGACCAUCAUUACUUUGCACUCUCAGAGAAAUUAGAGGGCAUGAAGCUCACAAGGUGCAUAAACUCCACAACUUGCCUAAAAAGGAUCCCUGUUGUGAAAAGAGUCGAAGGGGGUUGCAGUGCUAAUGUCUUUGUUGAUAAUGCAGAGUAUAGCCAGUUUCUGAGAUCCAAAUUUAAUGUGACUCCUAUUGACAUGGAGAGUGCCGCAGUUGCACUCAUUUGUCUCCAACAACAAGUUCCUUUCAUAGCUGUUAGAGCUCUCUCUGAUUUGGCCGGUGGCGGCUCUUCCAAGUCCAAUGAAGCCUCUGUUUUCGGUUCCUUGGCAGCACAAAAUGCUGUUGAUGCUGUCACACAAUUCAUAUCCCUGCUGGCCUAAAGUUGUAUUUCAAGAUAUAUAUUACAAUUGAUAGAAUUGAUCCAGUGAAUUUUCAUGAUAUGGUCAUAAGCUGAUGAAUGGCUUAGCUUCUUUAGCUUGCCCUGUUGAAAUAAAACUAGUUAAUUUUAUUAACA
Molecule: messenger RNA, 1427 nt
Organism: Phoenix dactylifera (date palm)
Lineage: Eukaryota; Viridiplantae; Streptophyta; Magnoliopsida; Arecales; Arecaceae
Product: Phosphorylase superfamily protein
Biological process (GO): nucleoside metabolic process
Molecular function (GO): catalytic activity
Source: RefSeq, a predicted model, not a curated record